AUGAUCAAUGAUUAUUAUGGUACAUCAACUGAUCAAUUUCUAAGACCUGUCAUUUUUGAACCGCUCGCUCUACAAGCACAGUCGGAUAAGCCAAAUAGUAAUCAACAACUAACUCCACUUCAAAACGAAUUUCAUGAUUUUAGAAUCAGUAGUUAUUAUUCACCAUGUAUAUGUUAUCAUUGUCACAAUGCAUUAGUUGGAAUUAUGCGACAAGGAUUGUACUGUAAACGCUGUCAAAUAAUUUGUCAUCCUGAUUGUGUAGAGAAAGUUCAAAUUUCAUGUGAACCAUCUAAUAAAGAUCGAAAUCAAGCUAAUCAAGAUGUCCAACAUAUUGUCCAAAUACCAAAAGCUGGUGGUAUUAGAAAAGGUUGGAAUCAAUGUCAAAUAUUAUUCUUUCAAACAAAAUUAUUAUUUUAUAACUUAUCAAAUAAUACAAAUAUAGUAAAGUCAGAACCAUCAUUAAUAAUUGAUCUUACUGAUGAUAAAUUUAAUGUUUGUUCAAUAACACCAGAAGAUGCAAUACAUGCUAAAAAGAAAGAUAUACCAAAUAUUUUUAAGAUUAGUGUAGAAAAAUUAUCAUCAUCAAGACAAUUGAAAAAUCUAUAUGUAUUAACAAAU
Molecule: messenger RNA, 618 nt
Organism: Rotaria sordida
Lineage: Eukaryota; Metazoa; Rotifera; Eurotatoria; Philodinida; Philodinidae
Source: the annotation of a GenBank genome assembly